AUGGAUUCUAACAUAGAGGAAACGGAGCUGGACGUCGGAUCCGCGAGCGACGAACUCGAGUCCUCGAUCCCGGAGUCAAAGAUCACGCGACGACCGACACCGAAACCGUUCACGAUCGAAAGCUUGAUCGGGAAUUGUGCAACCCAGAAAGGAAACUGCGAACCUGGCACGCAGGAAGAGCGAACGAACGAGAACGAGGAGGACUCGGAUCGAGAGAGGGAAUACCUUUAUCAGAGACAUUAUUUGGCGACUGCGGCGGCGAACGCGCUACCCCCAGGAUUUGGUGUGCCCCUCGGUCUUUACGGAGCAUGGCUACCGAUGCGGAUGUACGGCAGCAGCGGGACUUCCGGCGUCCCAAUGUUACCGGCGCACACCUCAGCCAGUUACCCGUCUCACCAGGAUCUUUAUCAGAGCCGAUUGUCGCAGCAUCUUGGGCCCGGAGCUAAUCAUCUUCAGGGCGCAGCGUACCCAACCGGUUGUCAGCGUACUCCGAAUCAUCGUUGUUCGACGAGCUUCACGGACAGCGAGGACGAUGGUAGCAUCGACUCGCCAGCGUCGCCUGCUCAUGAUCUUUCUAAAUCACGGCACGGAUCGGAGAACGGUCGAGCAUCAGCGGAAAGCGACGACGAAGGCGGAGGACUAAGCGUCGCGGACAGUCACGACGCAGGGGACGCGAUAUCCAGCAACGCGUCCAGCAACGUGAGUCCUGGCGGGUCCCUGGAGAACGGUCAGAAUAGUUCAACAACCGGGUCCAGCAACAACAAAGCGAGGCGCAGACGCACAGCUUUCACGUCCGAGCAGCUGCUAGAAUUAGAACGAGAGUUCCACGCGAAAAAAUAUCUCAGUCUCACUGAGAGAUCCCACAUCGCCCACGCCUUGAAGCUUUCGGAGGUCCAAGUGAAGAUCUGGUUCCAGAAUCGGCGAGCCAAGUGGAAAAGAGUGAAGGCAGGUCUGAGCGGUGGAGGAGUUGGCACCGGCGCGACCAGCAUGGCGGCCGCUGGAGCUGCCAGCAGGCACAACGGAGCGUCGGGGCAGCAUUCAGGGAACGGUACCAGAAUCGUGGUGCCUAUUCCAGUGCACGUGAGUCGUUUAGCAGUGAGGUCGCACCAUCAUCAUUUGGAGAAGUGUGCCAGGCCACCCAGAGUCAGGCCCACCAGCGACAGUCCAGCAUCCACUACGUCUUCGUCGGUUCUAGGCGAUGCUCUUGGACUGGUUAAUUCGUCCAUCAACUUAACUGGACAGGUGCAACCGCCGAUGAGUAGCGGUGUUGGAAUUGGAGUCGCUGUUGGUUUGAGAGCAUUCACUGUGCCACCUCAUCGAGGGGGGCUCAGCUCUUCCGGGAGGUAG
Molecule: messenger RNA, 1347 nt
Organism: Nomia melanderi (Alkali bee)
Lineage: Eukaryota; Metazoa; Arthropoda; Insecta; Hymenoptera; Halictidae
Gene: unpg
Product: homeobox protein unplugged
Biological process (GO): regulation of transcription by RNA polymerase II; regulation of nervous system development
Cellular component (GO): nucleus
Molecular function (GO): RNA polymerase II transcription regulatory region sequence-specific DNA binding; DNA-binding transcription factor activity, RNA polymerase II-specific
Source: RefSeq, a predicted model, not a curated record